UAGAUUGGGAAAGAAGUUGGUUAAGCAAACUAGAGCUAUUUUUUAAAAUUGGUUCACACCCUCCAUAAUUUUGCUCCGUUGACUGACCAGAGUCCGUUGCAAAUGUCUGGAAAAGAAAUAUUCGAAAUUGCAGAUGUUCCUAUUUCGUGCUUCUCUUUUAAUAAAGAUAGAUCAAGGGUAGCAUUUUCUCCAAAUGAUCAUCAAGUCUUCAUAUGUAAAAAAGUUGGCUCAAGCUGGGAAAAAGAAGCAACUCUAAAUGAACACCAUCAAAAUGUAACAAGCAUAGAUUGGGCUCCUAACAGUAAUCGAAUUGUGACAUGUAGUGCUGACAGAAAUGGAUUUGUUUGGGUGGAAGAGGCAGGGAAGUGGAGUCCAACUCUUGUCAUUCUUAGAAUAAAUCGUGCUGCCACAUACGUUAGGUGGUCACCAAAUGAGGAUAAAUUUGCUGUUGCUAGUGGAGCUCGUUUGGUAUCUGUGUGUUACUUUGAAAAAGAAAAUCACUGGUGGGUGAGUAAGCAUAUUAAAAAACCUAUACGUUCAACAGUUCUUGCUGUUGAUUGGCAUCCUAAUAAUGUUCUCUUGUGUGCAAGCUCAACAGAUUUCAAAGCUCGUGUAUUUUCUGCUUAUAUCAAGGAGAUAGAACCUAAGCCUGAAACUACAAACUGGGGAAAGAAAAUGCCUUUUGGUGCUUUGAUGGCAGAGUUCUCCAAUGGAUAUGGUGGAUGGGUGCAUGAUGUUGCUUUUUCGCCAUCUGGCUCAAAGAUUGCUUGGGUUAGUCAUGAUUCUACUGUCUCUGUUGUCCAAGGUGGAGAUAAUGCAGUCGUUGCCAAAAUCUGCACAAGCUCAUUGCCAUUUCUUUCAGUAGUGUGGGUAUCAGAAAACUCUCUGGUUACAGCAGGACAUGACUUUGUGCCAAUGGUUUUCACCUAUGAUGGAGACAAUGCAGUAAAAUUUGUUGCUAAGCUCGAUCAACCAUCAAAAAAUGAUGGAGAGGAAGAAACAAUCAGUGCUAUGGAUAAAUUUCGUAACCUUGACAAAAAGAAUACAGGAAAGCGAGAUGAAGCUUCAAGUACAGCACAUGUCAAUGUCAUUAACCAACUGUCUGUUUAUGCUGGGCCUAAAGAAAAUGUUUCAAAAAUUGCUUCGAGUGGAUUAGAUGGAAGAAUUGUAAUAUGGGACAUUAAGACUUUAGAAAAAUCCAUUUCUGAUUUAAAAAUAUUAUAAAGAAGAUCGUCGACAAAUAUGUAGAAAGUAGCAUGAAGAACGUCGUCGACAAAUAUGUAGAAAGUAUAAUGUGUAAUAUUAAUAUUUCUAUUUUGUAUUUUGUAUGAAUAAAAUUGUAACUAA
This is a messenger RNA of Hydra vulgaris (swiftwater hydra), 1347 nucleotides long. Its product is annotated as actin-related protein 2/3 complex subunit 1A-A. NCBI's taxonomy places the organism in Eukaryota, Metazoa, Cnidaria, Hydrozoa, Anthoathecata, Hydridae. Gene Ontology annotation, biological process: Arp2/3 complex-mediated actin nucleation. Gene Ontology annotation, molecular function: actin filament binding. Gene Ontology annotation, cellular component: Arp2/3 protein complex; actin cytoskeleton. The record is from RefSeq and is a predicted model, not a curated record.